GUCACAUUGGCACAGCACCCAGAAGAGAGAGACAAAAAACAGAGACAGAAACAGCGCAGCAACCAAAAUAAUAACAAUUAAUAAUACUAAGUGUCCGCCAAAGACAUUGCACGAAUAAAGGCAAACGCUCGUUAGCAGUCAGGCCAGCUAGUACUAGUUUCUUCCCUUUCGUUUUGCCAGCAGUCUCUCUUGGUUAUUUUCUGUUUUUUUUUUCUGUUGCGACGCAUAAAUCGUCUUAAUCGAUACACAUAUAUAUAUAAGUUAACGGAGAGUUCGAAAACAAGGCGAACGAUUGCAGAUUUCAUUUGAAUGUCGCAGUUACCUUUUGUGCAGCAACAACGACAACACUGGCAGUAGGCAGCGCGACAAUAACAAUAACAAAAUCAUAAACCAAAAACGACGAAAAAGAAGUCGAAAAAUAAAACGUACGACGCAGCGCAGUCGUUGUGCCAGUGUCUGUAUUGGUGCGUGUGCGGGUGUGUGUGUGAGUGCGAGUGCGAGGGAGCCAGCAAUAGGGCUCUGCGUCGACGGCGGCAGCGGCAGAAGAGGAAGAAACAAAAAGUUCAGUUUUUUUCAAACAAAACUCGAGCUUCGCAGUUGAGCAUUGGCUGCGCGUUUCGGAAAAAGAGCUGAAAUUAAUUAGUAGUAGCCCAAAAAAAUUAAGCCACCACACACUUAGAGGGCGUGGCAAAACAACAGAAAACAAAUAAUUGAAAGCAACAAAAACGGUGGGCGGAUAGAAGGAGAGAGAGGGAGAGGAAAAGCGAGACGCAGUUGGAGAUUUUGUUGCUGCUGCUGCCGCCUGCAACAAACGAAGAUAAUAAAAAAGAGGAGCUCGAAAGAGAACAACAGUAACAACAACACAGGGAAGUCAACAACAAAAGCUAGCGCAAGCGAGAGACACACAGAGAGCCACAGAGAGAGAGAGAGAGAGCGAGCAGCUGAAAACAUAUGAUUUUUGUUUGUGUUGUUGUUUUUGCGCGCGCUCCGCGGAACGUGUGAGAAAAGUGGAACGAGUUGUGUUUCAGCUGCUGAUUCAGAUUCAGCCAACGAACAGCAACAACAACGCAAGUGUUGACAACAAGAGAGCCAGCGAAAGAGAGCGAACGAGCGGGGGCAAGCAAGAACCGAUCAGACGCAGUGUCUCCAGGAGAGAAGUAGCAUAGGCCAGAGAGGGAGAGCGAGAGAGAGAGAGGAGAGCAACACCCACUGCCCACUGCCACCCCCAGCCGCCCGACGUCCCCUGACCUCCAGUGUGGAGGCUCUGCAUCAUUGGCAGCAGCUGUGGUAGCAGCUAGAAGAGGAGCGAUUCCGGCGGCCAGCAGCCACCACCGGCCAUCCCCCCCAUCAGCCACUGCAUCAUGUCCGCGGACUCGCCACGCCGCCAUCCCUCCGGCGUGGUCGGUUCCGGCAUUGGAUCGAGCUCCGGAUCCGGUUCCGGCUCCGGAGGCUUGGGCUCCGGCUCGGGCGGCAGCAGCAAAUCGGGCGCCGCCGUGCCCGCCAUUGUGCCGCCGCAAACAGUGUCGGAUCGCUCGAUCCUCGACUCGGCCAUUGGCUUCAUCAAUGAAGUGACAUUGGCCAAUCAGCCGGUGCAGGAUCCCAAGGACACCAUCACCUGGGCCCGCUUCGAAACGUGUGCGGAUGUCAGCGAUCCGCGCUUCGGCGAUGACUGGGAGCUGGAGGGGAAUGCAGCGCCGCCACUGCUCCUGAUACUCGGCUACGGUCUGGGCGUCCAAGUGUGGGCCAUUCCGGCCAACGGCGAGGCCGUUGAGGUGCUAUCCUGGCGUCACGGCGUCGUCACUGCCCUGCGGGUGCUGCCCACGCCGGCCACGGCCGUUGCCCUGGACGAGAACGGGCGGGCGGACGAGCCGGUCGAUGCCUUUGCCGAGAAACGACCCCUGGUGGCGUUCGUCGAUGGAGGCAGUGCAGCGGCCAGUGGCCUACUGGCUGGCAGCUCGGGAUUGGGUGGCGGCAGCGGCGGUGGAGUCACAAUAGUCGGCGGAUCCGGCGGAGGAGUUGGCGGCAUAGGCGUUUCGGCCGCCGCCCAGUUCAGUGCCGUGAACUUCAUGUCCCUCAAGACGGGCGUCCAGGUCAAGACGAUCAAGUUCAAGAACGCCGUGCUGGACAUCCAGGCCAAUCGCUCGGCGGUGGUCAUCACGUUCCACGAACGGAUCGCCGUCUUCGAUGCCAGGACGCUGGAGGACCGCCUCACCAUCACCACCUGCUAUCCCAGUCCGGGGAUCAACCCCAAUCCCAUUGCGCUGGGUCCGCGCUGGCUGGCGUAUGCGGAGCACAAGCUGCUGCACUCAAAGCGCAGCGGCGGCGGCUGCGAUGGCGAGGGCGUUCCCAGCUACACGGCCACCGUGCUCAAUGCGGCCAAGUCCUUCGGCAAGGGACUGCGAGAGCUGGGCGAGCAGGUGGCCGCCGGUCUGACGGGGACCACCGCCGGCAGCGGUGCCAGCUCCAAGAGCAGCAGCUUCGACUCGGCCAGCGGCGGUCCGGAUGCCAAGCAGUCGGGUGUGGUGACCAUCAUCGAUGUGAAGCAUCCGGUGAAGGACUACAGCCCCACGACGGGUACUCCGCUGAGCUCCACGGGUGGCUCACAAGGCGGUGGCGAUCCCAUCGUGGCCCACUUUGUGGCCCACAGCGAGGCUCUGGUGGCCAUGGAGUUCGACAGCUCCGGCAUGCUGCUCCUCACCGCCGAUCGGCGCGGCCACGAUUUCCACGUGUUCCGCGUGCAACCGCAUCCGGUUGGUCCGAGCCUGGCCGCCGUGCACCACCUGUACGUGCUGCAUCGCGGGGAUACUAGCGCCAAGGUGCAGCACAUCGCCUUCUCGCUGGACUCGCGCUGGGCUGCCGUGUCCACGCUGCGCGGCACCACCCACGUCUUCCCCAUCACGCCCUACGGCGGCGCCAUGGGCGUUCGCACGCACACCUCGCUGCAUGUGGUCAACAAGCUGUCGCGCUUCCACCGGAGUGCCGGCCUCGGGGCAGACGGGCGCUCCAGCUCACCGAUCUCGCACUCGGAGAGCACGACGUUUGUGCAGUCGCUGCAGCCGUAUCACAAUCCCACGUUGCCGCCGUAUCCACGGCCGUCGGUGGUCCAGCCGCUGGCCCAGCUGCGCCAGCCCUUCACGCUAGGAUCACCGCCUGGAUCGGCGGGCCUGGGCGGUGGAGUGGGCGGCGGCGUUGGCAUGGGCACUGGAGUGAGUUCCGGCGGUCACGGGGGCGUUGGUGUGGGCAGCAGCAGCCAAAGGCAGCGACAGCGCCUGUCCUCGCUGUCGGACGACAGUGGCAAGCCACUGAGCGUCUGCUCCAUCUUCGCCAAGUCGCGCUCCUGGCUGCUGGAGCCACCGAUGGCGACACGAGAGCAGCCGCAUCGCGUCCAGCGCAAGGCGGUGGACUCGCUCUUCGUGAUGGCCGGACACGGGGCGCUCAUCCAGUACGAUCUGGACACUAAGCUAGCCUCACAUGUUGCCAAAGAGAAGAUUUGUGAUGACACGCCCAUCGAGCUGGAGGUGGAGGCCCGCGCCCAGUGGAACCUGGGGCGGCGCAAGGAUGGAUCUCAAGAAAUCGCACCACCGCUGACGCUGGACAACUGGCUGAUCAAGGAUCGGCAUGCCAGCCUGCUGCUGGACAGUGCCCAUCAUUUCGACGAGCCGGACGAGCGGGCCGAGAGCUGGCUGGCUCAGGUGGAGAUUAUCACGCACGCAGGUCCCCACCGUCGGCUGUGGAUGGGGCCGCAGUUUGUCUUCAAGAACUACAACACGCCCAGCGGUUCCAAUCUGAACCACGUCGAUGCAGAGGCCGUGGAGAUAGGCGUUACCAAGACGACGACCACCACGCUGCCCUCGACGGCAGCAGCUUCCUCUGCCCUGGGAGUGGGCUCGGUGGGGGGCAAGGAUCGCUCCAGUCCGCUGAACAUGCCACUGAAUGCAGGCUCUUCGGUGGGAGGAGCUGGCAUCGGCAGCUCAGCGGUGACGGGACGCAGCGGAGCCGGAGUACCGGUUCUAAUCGAAUCCGGAUCUUACAGCAGCAUUGAGCAGAGUCCCAAGCUGAUGGAUCGCUUCCGGCAUGGCCACUUGGACUCGGACUACGUCCACGGCGACACCCGUCUCAAGGAGGACUUGGCGGAUGCCAUGCGCGAAUCCCCAUCCACGGCUGCGGCGCGACGUGAGACCACGGCUGCCUCUGCAGAUCAUGCAGCUCCUCCGUGUGGCGAUCACCUGGCCACCGGCUCCUCGCCAGCCCCAGCGGAUCUCCUGGCCGCCGGCGGCGGUGCCGGAAGUUCGUCCUCGAACUGUGAUAAUGCCUGCUAUUACGAUGCCCUCGCCGAGCACGAGAGCCUCAACGACCUGGACGAGGUGGCGGAGGAUCAGCACUCGGAGGCGGAGACGCAUUUGCACUCGAUGGAUUCCAUUUCUGCCCUGGCCUCCGUUCUGCCCAACAUUUGCAGCUAUUCGCGCGUGGAGAAGAUGGUCAAUCCGCUGGGCACGGUCACGGAUCUGAAUGCUGGCAUCUCCGGCGAACUGCAGACGGAUAUGCUGGACGAGGUGGUCGGCCAACUGGCCGCCGAGGACACGGUGAUCCAUGAGAAUUGCGAUGAGGCCCUGUUCAGGCCAGUGGUGGCCAUCUUUUGCAGUGAUCCGGUGGAGCGGCAAAAGCUGCUGCAGAAGGAUCAGAAGACGGAGGAGGCCACGGCAUCGGAACUCGAGCUGGAGCAGGCCAUUUGCCAACCGCCAGUGGUGCUGGUCAACAAGUUGAUAGUGCCCGUGAUUGCCAAGGAGGUGGACGAGGUGCUCGUCCAGAAGGAGAAGCAGAAGUCCCAGAAGCAAUCGCACAAGGCACAGCAGCAGCAGCAGCAGCAGCAACAGCAGCAACAGAAAACCCUGCGAUCCCUGGCCGCCGCCGAGGAUGCGGCGCAGGCGCAGAAAUUCGCAGAGCUUUCGCACCUCAACAAGCCCAGGGGUAAUCCCAGCCAGGGCAACAACACUAAAACUGCCAGCCAUAAGAGUGGGAGUGGCACCUCCGAGGAUGAGGCCACCACUGCCACGAUCGCAAAGUCAGCGAAGAAGGCUAAGAGUAACAAGCAAAAGACCAGCGGGAAAGUGAUCGAAAGGAAGCCAGAACAGAAGAAUCUAGAGCAGGAUAAGAUCCUAGUGGAGAAGGAGGAGGUGGUGAAGAAAGGCAAGCCGGCGGAGGACUCCGAUCCGGAAUCAGAUCAUGCUGACAGUCUGCUGGCCAACAAGAGCAGCAUUGCGGCCGUCAUGGUGAGCAGUGCCAGUGCCCAGGGAUUGAGUUUGCAUGUGGAGACGAGUGCGCCGGAUGCGCAGGACAAGAAUGAAGAGGAGGAAGAGGAGCAGGAGCCCGAGGAGGAGCCUCCUAGGCCGAGCAAGAAGAAGGUACAAGCAGGGGGAGCAGUGGAAACCAUGACAAUCGACAAGGAAAAGGAGAAAUGUAAGGAAAAGGAGCUGAAGCUCAAAGAGAAAGAAAAGGAAGCAAAGCUUAAGGAGAAGGAACGGGAAGAAAGGCUUAAGCUCAAGGAAAAAGAAGACAUGUUAAGGGAGAAAGAACGGGAAGAGAAGCUUAAGGAGGAAAAGAUCAAGGAAAAGCAGAGAGAAGAGAAGCUCAAGGAGGAAAAGAUCAAAGAAAAGCUAAGGGAAGAAAAGCUGAGAGAAGAAAAGCUGAGAGAAGAAAAGCUGAGAGAAGAAAAGCUUAAGGAGGAAAGGAUCAAAGAGAAGCUGAGAGAAGAAAAGCUAAAGGAGGAGAAGAUUAAGGAGAAAGAAAAAGAAGAAAAGCUCAGAAAGGAGCGGGAAGAGAAGUUAAAGGAGAAGGAACGCGAAGAAAAACUUAAGGAGAAGGAAAGAGAAGAAAAGAUCAAGGAGAAGGAAAAGGAGAAGGAGGAGCUGCUCAAGAAAAAAGAACGAGAGGAAAAGCUAAAGGAAAAGGAGAGAGAAGAAAAGCUAAAGGAGAAGGAGAGAGAAGAAAAACAAAAGGAAAGGGAGAGAGAAGAAAAGCUCAAGGAGAAGGAGAGAGAAGAAAAACAAAAGGAAAGGGAGAGAGAAGAAAAGCUCAAGGAGAAAGAACGGCAAGAGAAACUGAAGGAGAAGGAACGUGAAGAGAAGCUUAAAAAGGAGAUGGAAGAAAAGCUUAAAGAAAAGGAAAGAGAGGAAAAGCUUAAGGAAAGGGAAAGAGAGGAAAAGCUUAAAGAAAAGGAAAAAGAGGAAAAGCUAAAGGAAAAAGAGAAGGCCGAAAAGCUCAAGGACCUCGAAAGAGAAGCUAAGCUGAAGGAGAAAGAGGCACAGAAGGAAAAAGAGGCCACAAUCAAGGAGAAGGGGGAGAAAAAAAAGGUGAAAGAGAAGGAAAGGUCCCUCGAAUCCCUCAUCCCGGCAACCGUGACUAGCCCCUGGAGGCGCGUCGUCGACGAGGCUCCACCCAAACUGCCAGCGGUUCAGGAUUAUCCCAGCCUGGGCAAGAAACCCACUAAGGCGAGUCCGGAAAAGAAGCGAGAUGAGAAACUAUUGCCGGAACUAACUACUCCCCCGAAAGAGGUCAAGGACACGUUCGAGGACUUCCUGAGUGGCCUAAAGCCGCUGGAGGCCCUGCCACCUCUUCCCGCUCUAGAACCCCUGGAGGUCAAAGAGGACUCCAAGAAGGAAACGGUCAGUUUGAUCAAUUUCGAAACUCCGCUCCAGGAGAAGUCGGCGAUCCCUCGAAACAUUUCCCCACCACCCCGCGGUUUUACCGAACAGAAUCUGAUCCUGGCCCUGUGCGACUCCCUGCACUACGAAAACGAACAGGAACGGCUAAGGAACACAGAUCCAGAGGCGCAGACCGAGGUGGUGACCACACCGGAACCGGUCUUUAUAAGCCUGGAUACUCUGGAUCUGCUGAAGUCCACCUCCACGUCGAAUAACUCUUCCGGAUCCGAGGAGAUUGUCAUCAUGGAGGAGCCCAUCAAGAAGCUGAGCAAGAAGCACAAGCGACUGAAGCAGCUCCAGCUGCAGCAGCAGCAAAGGGAGCGGGAACGGGAGCGGGAACGGGAGCCAGACGACGAGGAGCUGCGCCCCCUGAUCAGCAUCAGCAUGUGCGACUCGCAGCUGGAGGUGCAGGAACAGGAACAGGAGCCAGCUGCCAGGGCAACUCCCGACGAGGAUGAGGACGUUGAGGAGAUGGAGCCAGAGCAAUUACUGCCCGAGGACCUGCUGCACUUCGGCAGCAGUGGCGUGGCCACCAACGCCACCAACACGGACAGCGAGGGACCCGUGCCGGCCACCACGUCCGACGACAAUGUGGUCUACGGCUCCUCCAGCACAACCAAUGCCGCACCGCACAAGCUCAAGACAAAGAAGCUGGAGCACAAGAUCAAUCUGAUAGCGGCCAUCGAGGCGGCCACCUCCUCGUCCACCUCCUCGGCGGAGGAGAGCAGUGUGGAGACGACGGUUCAUUCGGAUCCCACGGGCCUGGGUCUGGGCAUUGGAUUGCCAUCCACGCUUUCGCCAGGCGGAGCAGCUGGCCCCGGGAACUUGGCCUCGGGUGCUGCCACCCCGGCCACUCUGCCCGCCGCCGGAGGCGUCACCUCUGUGGGACUGGGCGUGGGCGUGGCCAGCCCGCCGAGUGCCACAAAGAAGAAGACGAAGCGCCGCAAGAGAUAAGAAUUAGCGAUUUGUUUGCUGUGCGUCUUUAGCCUGGUGGUGCUGUGGCAUCUGUACGCCAACCGACAGGAUGCAGGGGCACCCACUGCCCAUGCGCUCCAGCAGCAGCAGCAGCCGCAGCAACAGCCGCAGCAACAGCCGCAGCAACAGCCGCCUCCGGAUCAUACUCUCUCGGAACAGCCAGGGCAAGCGGACAACCAGCCCGAUCCCAUCGCGAAGCAGGAGGAAGGUGACCAGCCGGCGGGCGGAACCAGAGCCAAGUAGGGGGAAUCACUCCUUCUACCAUAGACAGCAGCAAACGAGGGCAGAUCUCCUCCGCCCCACAGCAAUUCGAAACCCAUGCGGAAAUGGACAACAACCACGACAGAUGACUCUAGAUUCUUAAUUUUUAGCUGUGUGCAAGAAAGUAAAUCAUUUCAGUAACCACAAAACGAAAACCAACAAAAAAACAACAAAACAAAACACAAAACUCUGCAAAAAAAUUGUGAUUUAUCGAAAAGAAAAACAAAAAGUUAGUUAUAAUGCAUAAUUUAAAGCGAAAACAAAACGUAAAAAACAAAACAAAACGACUGUAGCUAUUCGUUUAGACAAAAAACAUAAAAACCAAUGAGGAAAAGCGACAAAAAAUAUUUAAAUACUAACCGAUUUUUAAGUGCAAAGUUAUAUUGUUAGCUAUACAUUUCUAGAAACUAUGAAUACCGAAAGGCAUAUAUAUAAACCACACCCACUUAUGUAUAUGUAUAUAUAUGCUACAUAUAUUUAAUUGAAGGAAAAAGAAAAAAGAAAAGGCCUAAGCGUAAGCACACAGACCAUGUAUCGCAAAUAAUCAACGCUCUCAAAUUGUACAUAAAUGGCGCCCGAACAUUCGCUCAGUGCGAAAAUCGAAAUUUGUAAAAUUGAAAUCCUGCCCCUAGCUUACACACACACAGGACACACAGUUGGAAGUUAAUGGUUAAAUGCAAAUAUUCAACCCACAAGGGUGUUCAAUUCUAUCCAUAGGACGAUCCUCCCAAGGAACUACCACACCUUCCUGCCCGAAAUCCAACUGGGAGCAACUUUUGCAAAGCAACUAAUGAUGACUACAGCAUACUGAUUAUAAUACUAAUGUCCAGUGUCACAAUCGUUUGAGCUCGUUCUAGGCUUUGCUUUCGUUGAGUUUUCUCCAUACUCGUUCAAGUUUCAUCUACUUUCUCCCGCACUCCAGGUCCCCUUUUGAAUUUUCUUUUAUUUCUUUGUUAAUUUAUACAAUUAUUAGAAAUUGUCUCAUGUGUAUGUUUUUUUAUUUCGUUUUCUCGUUUUUUUUUUCUUGAAAAGAUUGUAAAAAGUAAGGAAAUCAGUUGUUUUCUGUAUAUAUAUAUGUGUAUCGUAUAAAAAUUACGUCUAACUCGCAGUAUUUAUGAUUUACGUUUGAGAGAUGGAUGAAAAAGGAGGCAAGGAAAUCGCUAAACACUAAAAUUUAAUUUAAUUAAAUGAUGAAUGAUUAAAUAAAUGCAAUUUUAGUUAAAACAACA
Molecule: messenger RNA, 9166 nt
Organism: Drosophila biarmipes
Lineage: Eukaryota; Metazoa; Arthropoda; Insecta; Diptera; Drosophilidae
Gene: rudhira
Product: breast carcinoma-amplified sequence 3 homolog
Exons: 8
Coding region: 1362-7655 (2097 amino acids)
Biological process (GO): response to starvation; autophagy
Cellular component (GO): cytoplasm
Source: RefSeq, a predicted model, not a curated record